UUUUUACAGUGACUUAAACAAAUAUUUGUGGUUUAGAGUUAGCGUAUUAAUUUUGAAAACUUCAUUUUCCGUCUCAAAUCUUGGCAAGAAAAUCUACCGCUUUCAGCCAUGGCAGACCGUGGCUGGUGUAUCAAGUGAGUUGAUAAUGCUGUAGAGGUUGCUUUACUCUUCUUUGAAAUGAAGCGGAGUGUGUCUUCCCUGAUUACUUGUGGCGUUCUAAUGUUCUUGGCGUUACAACAAGUUAUAAAGCUAACUGCUGCAGAAGACAGAUACCAAUCAAGAUUCUUCGUUGUAAAAGAGUCUCAAAAACUAUAUGUUGGAGCGCAGGGAGUAUUAAGAACUGUUUUAGUUGCGGAUCGGUUAGCUUGUGUGCUUGAGUGCUUUCAUUACGGCGAAACCUGCAAGACAGUCAACUAUAAGAAAACGAGUAAUGAAGACAGCUCACACAUGUGUGAAUUGCUUGGAGUCGGCGAGAAAACGAAUUUUAGUGCGGUGGCGAUCAAUGACUUGGAUUUCGACAUAUACGCGAUCGAGAUAACGAAUCUGUGUUACCAUAAGCCUUGUCUGAAUGGAGCAAUCUGCCAGAAGACAGAUGAAUAUGCAUACCGCUGCACUUGCCCUAAAGGGUACAUUGGGAAGUUAUGUGAGAAAGAUUGUGCCGUCGCGUUAGGGGUGGAAAGUGGAUACAUUCUCAACUCACAAAUAACAGCCUCUACAAUUUGGGGAGUUUACCAUGAACCAUGGCGAGCGCGCUUGAACAAUCCCAUGAUCCUUGGCGGCAGUGUUGGCUCCUGGUCAGCAAGUAUCAAUGUUAUUGAUCAAUGGCUGCAAGUCGAUCUUGGCUCAGAGAAGACAAUCACAAAAGUUGCGACUCAAGGUAGACCGAAUUUCGCUGGUUACCAGUGGGUGACGCGCUAUGUGAUACAGUACAGUCUGGACCAAGCUACCUGGUCAUUCUGCUCCGAAGGAGGGGCUAUUAAGGAAUUUCAAGGAAACACGGACCAAUCCACCGCUGUGGGCCAUUAUCUUCCGUCUCCUGUCAGUGCAAGAUAUGUCCGAUUUGUUGUCAAGGCGUGGCACAACCAUAUCUCGAUGAGAGUGGAGCUCUAUGGGUGUACCUAACCGACCGGCUGGCCGACCAGCCAAGAAUUCACCAAAGCGUACAAAUACUUUAUUAAUCGUCACUUAACGGGUUUUCUGGAUUAAUUUACAUCUGUAAGGUUAACGAAUGUAAACCCUACUAUAAUAAUCAUGUACAAUGAUGGAAUUUAAAAAGUAAUGAUGUACUACUAUUCUCAUAUACUAUAAUAUACUACUAAAUAUACUACUAAUGAUAAUAAUUACGGUAUUAAAAUCAAUCUAAUCAUUA
Messenger RNA from Nematostella vectensis (starlet sea anemone), 1369 nucleotides. Its product is annotated as lactadherin. The coding region runs from base 178 to 1122 and encodes 314 amino acids. The transcript is spliced from 4 exons. The record is from RefSeq and is a predicted model, not a curated record. Lineage: Eukaryota; Metazoa; Cnidaria; Anthozoa; Actiniaria; Edwardsiidae.